Messenger RNA from Salvia splendens (bonfire salvia), 1778 nucleotides. RefSeq names its product amino acid permease 6. NCBI's taxonomy places the organism in Eukaryota, Viridiplantae, Streptophyta, Magnoliopsida, Lamiales, Lamiaceae. The transcript has 7 exons. The record is from RefSeq and is a predicted model, not a curated record. Bases 107 to 1633 code for a protein of 508 amino acids.
CCCUCUCAGUCAAAUUUCAAGAUCUUCUCCAAAUUCCAAACCAUCUCUCCAUAUUACUCAACCUCUCAACAACAUAAAAACACACACACACACACACACAUUAAAAAUGGCAAAGGAGUUGGAGAAGAACUCUCUCCACAUAGAGCCGUCAACAGUUGCACUUGAAAACGGCGAAGCAAGCAAGGAUUUCGACGACGAUGGACGUUCCCGGAGAACCGGGACGGUGUUGACGGCAAGCGCACACAUCAUAACUGCGGUGAUAGGGUCGGGGGUGCUGUCGCUAGCAUGGGCCAUAGCGCAGCUGGGAUGGGUGGCUGGUCCCGCCGUGCUCGUGGCCUUCUCCUUCAUCACCUACCUCACCUCCACCUUCCUCGCCGACUCCUACCGCCACCAAGGCCGUCGCAACUACACUUACAUGGACGUCGUCCGUUCCCACUUAGGUGGUUACAAAGUUCAGCUAUGUGGGGUGGCUCAGUAUGGGAAUCUUAUUGGGGUCACUAUUGGAUACACAAUUACUGCUUCCAUUAGUAUGGUGGCUGUGAAGAGGUCGAAUUGUUUCCAUAAGGAGGGGCAUGAGGCAGCAUGCUCAAUAUCAACCUAUCCGUUCAUGGCUAUAUUUGGAGGGAUUCAGCUUGUUUUGAGCCAAAUUCCUAAUUUCCAUGAGCUUUCAUGGCUCUCUAUUGUUGCCGCCGUCAUGUCUUUCGCUUACUCCUCCAUUGGCUUCGCCCUCUCCGUUGCUAAGCUCGCAGGUGGUGGAGGGCAUGUGGAGACAGGCCUAACAGGAACGAGAGUAGGAGUGGACACAAGCGCCUCAGAAAAGGUGUGGAAAAGCUUUCAAGCCAUUGGAGACAUUGCUUUUGCCUAUGCCUUUUCAACUAUCCUAAUUGAAAUCCAGGACACACUGAAAUCUCCACCCCCAGAAAAUGUGGCGAUGAAGAAGGCUUCUCUUGUAGGAGUGUCAACCACCACCCUUUUCUACGUCCUCUGCGGCUGCCUCGGUUAUGCCGCCUUCGGAAAUGACGCUCCCGGUAACUUCCUUACCGGAUUUGGCUUCUACGAGCCUUUCUGGUUGAUCGACUUUGCCAACGUGUGCAUUGCCAUCCAUCUCAUCGGGGCCUAUCAGGCAGCACAAAAGAAACUACUCCACCGCCUUUUAAAAAUAACAACUAUUUCCAUUUUUGGUCUGUCCCUCAAAAUUAUGGUGUUCGCGCAGCCUCUGUUCGGCUUUGUGGAGGACCGGUGCAGGCAGAAGUGGCCGGAAAACAAGGGCAUCGCGGAAGAACAUGCCGUCCGUGUUCCCCUGUGCGGGGUCUACAACUUCAACGUAUUCAGAUUAGUGUGGAGAUCAGUGUAUGUGAUAAUAACAUCACUGAUUGCAAUGAUCUUCCCCUUCUUCAACAACUUUCUCGGCCUCAUCGGGGCAUCCGCGUUCUACCCGCUGACCGUGUACUUCCCCAUAGAGAUGCACAUUGCCCAGGCCAAAGUGCCCAAGUACUCCUGCAGAUGGGUGUGGCUGAAGAUCCUCAGCUGGGCUUGCCUGAUCGUGUCCCUCGUCGCGGCAGCAGGAUCCGUACGGGGGCUGGCUGCAGACGUCAAGACAUACAAGCCUUUCCAGAGUGAAGCUCAUGAAUAAAAAACAUGUAGAAUAUCAAUCAAUAAGUUCAACAUCCAAACACUAUUUAUUUACCUGCAUUUAACCAUUUAGUCUGUGUAAAGAUCAAUCAUCAACCAUAUGAGAGCUAUAUAAUAAAGCCUAUGAUACGAGGAUUGGAAAUCAA